GGUGUUGGAGAGCGCAUCAGUUACACAGCAUGGUGUAGGUGGACGACAGCAAACGGAUAAAAAAACAAAUCUAUAUUGGGAGAGCCCCAGCUGUCAGCGGCAGAAACCUGAACAGGUGGCCUCUUCAGUGUUUUAGCAGUACGUGUCAAGGCGCAGAGACCCUCAACAGCUUGCCUCUCUCGCUAAUCUCUUCUCUGACGACAGCGCAUUUACGCCGUGCGCGUAAAACCAGGAGUACGGCGGGUUUCAGGUCGGUGGAGCUGAUCAGUCAUCGGGAUUUUACUCAUCAGUGUAGAUUCGGUCCUCUUCACGAAGUUGUAGUCGUGGGAAGCGUGUCUUGGUUUUGAGGCUGGACUGACAGAGUUGGAUACAAUGACUCUUUCUUGGAUUGUAUAAUCUUUCCUCUGUGUUUGGAUUUGUCAAGCAGCUGUAAAGACUGACACUGACAACCCAGCAUGUUGCCAGAAAUAAAUAACAAGACAUCACGACCGGAGGCCUUCCCUCACCCUCACAGACUCCCAGCAGAAGGCAACCGUCUUGGAACAACCCGACCCUGCUCACAGAAGUUUGGCCCUGGUGUAGGGACCUUGCCUCAGCUUGAGCCACCGGUGGUCCAGGUGGUGGUCAGCAAUGCCAAAAACCAACACCAGCAGUCGGACAACAUCCUGCCCCAAAUUGCCAACAAAGGGGGCCAAAACAACUAUCAGACACACCCGGAUGAGAGGCCGAAGCCCACCCAGCAGUUCGCCAUGCGGUUUGGUGCAGCAAUGGAUAAAGUGUCAGUCUCCCGCAACAGCAAGAUUAUCAGCAACAAGCUGGACAAAGAGAGGUCAUAUGAGGGACAAAGGUUACCCAUGUCCCCCAUAGAGGCACUGAAGAACUUCCAGGAGCGGCUGACGGAGUUUGAGCAGGAAGAAAUCAUGGACUACGCAGAGAUCUGGUUCUUGGGUCUGGGCUCUCAGAAGCUAGAGGGCUCCCAAGGUGCACCGCAGAACUCUGGAUAUGAUGACGAGCAUGGAAGCUACAUCAGGGUGCUGCACGACCACAUUGGCUACAGGUUUGAAGUGCUUGAAGUGAUUGGGAAAGGCUCCUUUGGGCAGGUCCUGAAAUGUCUGGACCACAAGACCAAUGAACUCGUAGCCAUUAAGAUGAUUCGCAAUAAGAAAAGGUUUCAUCACCAAGCUCUGGUUGAGUUGAAGAUCCUGGAUGUAAUAAAGAGGAAAGACAAAGACAACCUCCACAACGUUAUCCACAUGAAGGAGUACUUUUACUUCCGAAAUCACCUGUGCAUCUCCUUUGAGCUACUCGGGGUGAACUUGUACGAGCUCAUCAAAAAAAACAACUUCCAGGGCUUCAGUCUCGCUCUCAUCCGUCGGUUUACCCAUGCUCUCCUCAGGUGCCUGCAGAUGCUGCACAGGGAGAAGAUUAUCCACUGUGACCUCAAACCGGAGAACAUCCUUCUGUCUCAGCGAGGUCCAGGGAACAUCAAGGUGGUUGACUUUGGAUCAAGCUGUUAUGAACAACAAAGGGUGUACACCUACAUUCAGAGUCGCUUCUACCGCUCUCCAGAGGUCAUCCUAGGUCACCCCUACAGCAUGGCCAUUGACAUGUGGAGUCUGGGUUGCAUCCUUGGUGAACUCUACACAGGCUAUCCUCUCUUCCCUGGAGAGAGCGAAGUGGAGCAGAUAGCUUGCAUAAUGGAGGUUCUUGGAAUGCCUCCAAAUGAUUUUGUUCAGUCAGCAUCCAGGAAGAGGUUGUUCUUUGACUCAAAAGGAAACCCAAGGAACAUCACUAACAGCAAGGGGAAGAAGAGGAGACCCAACUCCAAGGAGCUGUCAACUGCGUUGAAAACCAAUGAUGCUUUGUUCUUAGACUUUAUCAAACGCUGCCUCACUUGGGAUCCAACCAAGCGUAUGACCCCUGAUGAGGGGUUACAGCAUGAAUGGAUCCUGGAGGGAAAUUUCAACAAAAUCCGGCCUAGAGCCAGGCCAACAGCAAAGAAGACCUCCGACAGUUUGACCAGCACAGAGAAUAGCAGUGAGCACAGUUUCCGCAAACAAGCUAACGGCAAGCCUGUGGAGAAGGCCGGCUCACAGAGCAGCACUACUGACAAGCUGAAGAGAGACGGUUCAGCAACAGGAACUAAGAUGGCCCCUGCCGAGCGUUUGCGGCCCAUCGGGGCCUCAGCAGAGGAGGAGGUGUAUGAGAAUGAGGGCAAGCUCUCCAAGGAUACCAAGCAGCAAGAAGGAGGUGGAGAGAGGCCUGUUCACAUCAUCAUCAAGCCUCAAGAGGAAGUGGGCACAGAGAAAAAAGAAAGCCAGGAACCGUCUCAGUGUUUGCCCCCUAUCAUCUAACAGUCAAAAGGAAUCGUGCUGCGUUCAUGACAUGUGGGAACUGGGGAUGUCCCACUUCCCACCUGAGAGUAACCAAGUUUUUGAAGUGUAAGCAAAUGGAUGGUUGAAUCUGUAAGGCAUUGCACACACAGAAAAUUAAAAGAUCCCUUUUCUCUUAUUUGCGACAAACGCUGUCAUGUUGCUUGUGUGUCUACAUGACAUCACAAAACAACAUGUUAGAGCACAUCAAGUCUGAGUUUUGGAUUUUAAGUCUUAAAACAGAUCAAGUGGAUGUUUCCUGCUGACAGGAAACAAACCAGUUCCCAUGUGCCAUGAACAAAUUAUUGAUGACACACUGAUCAUCAGCAUCUUCUAUUUAUUGUUUUAAGUAUACGGUUAUAGAGUAUUAUUUCUUUCUGUGGAACUUUGAGUUUGUAUAACAGUGAGGUCAAUCAACCAGUUGUACUUUUUUAUAUAAAGGAGUUAAGAUGCAGUUACAGACAGGCAUUAUGUUUAAAUGUGUCACAAUUGAGAAAUCAAGUUGUCUGCCACAUAAGAAUGCACAUCUUGAAUUUAGAUCAAAUGGUUAAAAACCUAAUACAUAGUGCAGCACUAACUUUCUGCUGUCACUGUUUAUUGAACCCAAUCUUUGCUGUGCAUUGACAUUUUUGAUAAACAGGUUAGACUUUCAACAAUUUUUACUUUUCUCACUUUCCAUGUUAAAAGUAUCUGAGUUUAAAAAGUGCGUGGGUAAAAAAUUUAUCAAAUCUUUGUUUUUGCUUUUUAUUUGUUUUUCUUUUAGACAUUUUAGCAUUACUUUCAUAAUGGUGAAAUAUUUGUGUGCAAUAAAGGCUGAGCCAAAAAUGUUUUUUUUUAUCAUGUUAACAAAGAAAUAAAAUUAUUGUUGUGUACUUUUUAAUUGUAGAAUGCAGUUGAUGACAUAUUGAUUACUAAUGAUUUCACUUGUUUAUUAUGGAAUAUGUUCGAUCCUAUGUUUCAUAUCUGUUCAACAAUUUAAUUCAGCAAUCAUAAAAUAUGUAUUUGUAAUAGAAUUUAUUGUAUAUAUUUCUGCUGUAAUUUCCUAUGUAUGUGUACAGAACAUAUUUUAAGAAAAUAUUUCAGAUAUUUGUGGAGGGUUUAGACAAGGUUUUACUUGUGUUGUUUCUGUAUGAAAACAUUUUGUAAGUGUUAUAAUAUUUUUUUAUAUUAGAAACAUAAAGACAAUCCUAUUAUUGAUAGUUUGUGCCUUGCAGUAUUAGAAAUCUUGCACUUUACUGUUGUGUGUGUACACCUGGAUAAAAAAACAUUACAUUCUUACCUGUCAAAGAGACAAGGGUACGGACUACCCUGCCAGAUCCCUCUUAUUUGACAUAAUGAUGUCUCAGCUAAUACAGAACAUAACCAAGUUUUAACAGUUGAUUCGUCUUUAGUCGCCAACAGAGAUCCAGUGUAAUUUGAAGAUAGACCUGUGCCCUCUUUAUCUAUUAGCUAAGCAACCAGCGAUCCAGAGAGGAUGGAUUGUAGCUGAAAUAAGAAAAGUACGUUUUUAUGUCUUAUAUGAUGAAAUAAAAAGUUGUUUCAAAGACCAUA
Messenger RNA from Micropterus salmoides (largemouth bass), 3923 nucleotides. It is a transcript of the gene dyrk4, whose product is annotated as dual-specificity tyrosine-(Y)-phosphorylation regulated kinase 4. The transcript has 14 exons. Gene Ontology annotation, biological process: peptidyl-threonine phosphorylation; peptidyl-serine phosphorylation. The record is from RefSeq and is a predicted model, not a curated record. The coding region runs from base 456 to 2354 and encodes 632 amino acids. Lineage: Eukaryota; Metazoa; Chordata; Actinopteri; Centrarchiformes; Centrarchidae. Gene Ontology annotation, molecular function: protein serine/threonine kinase activity; ATP binding; protein serine/threonine/tyrosine kinase activity. Gene Ontology annotation, cellular component: nucleus.